GUUAAAAUUAACAUGUCUACACACCUUGUAGGACUAAGAAAAUUGAAGAAAGGCACAGUACCAAGUAUAUUUCCAUGGACUAAGAGUGCACCAAGCCGUAAACCACCCAAGAAGAGGGAAGGACCUCCUCAAGAAGAAACAUCAAUUAUUAAGAAGCAGAAAACAUCAUCGUCAAUUUCGUUAGACACAGACCAACAUUCAUCAUCAACUGCAACAUGUGCCAUUGACACUUCAACAGAUAUGCCAUCUGAAGAGCAUGACUAUUGUCGCCAAGCACCAUCUCUUGAAGAAGAUCUUGAGGCCAUGAAGAUACACAUUUCUAAACUAGAAGAAAAGGUACAGCUCCUUGAGAAGAAAGUAGAGAAGUUCGGAAUUGAAAGAUUUUCCAAAGAUCCAAAUUUGAUAAAUUUUUACACUGGUUUUUCUACUUAUGAUAUUUUUUGUGCUGUAUAUAAUGUUGUUGAGCCAACAGCCUCAAAUAUGAUCAGGUGGUCACAAGUUCAGAGAAAUAAGAACAUUGUUUGUAAUCCUUUUAGAGAAGAGUCUUUGUCAAUUGUAGAUCAAUUUUUUAUGUUUUUAUGUAGAAUUAGACAAGGUUUUUUUGAAGAAGAUUUAGCACAACGUUUUUGUGUGUCUCAAAGCACUGUUAGUCGUAUUAUUAUUACUUGGAGUAAUUACUUGUAUUGUAUUUUGGGAUGUUUACCCAUAUGGCCAGAUUUAGAUAUUGUUAAACAGAAUAUGCCAGAAUGUUUUAAGACUACUUUUCCCAAUACACGAGUUAUUUUGGAUUGUACAGAAAUACGUGUGCAGACUCCAAGUGCCAAAGUACUUAACUCUCAGUCAUAUUCAAAUUACAAGUCUCAUACUACCUUUAAAGGCUUGAUUGGUAUAACCCCUCAUGGUGCUGUAUGUUUUGUUAGCAGAUUAUUUACUGGCAAUAUUUCUGAUAAAGAUGUAACACAAAGAAGUGGUAUACUUGAUCUGUUAGAACAAGGUGAUGAUGUGAUGGUCGACAAAGGUUUUCUAAUCCAAGAUUUACUUGACAGUGUUGGUGCACACUUGAUUAUUCCACCUUUUUUAGGAAAUAAAGUUAAAUUUAGUAAGGAUGAGGUAACUAAAACUCAGCAAAUAGCAAGACUAAGAAUUCAUGUAGAAAGAGCUAUCAGAAGGUGUAAAGAGUACCAUAUUUUUGAUAAUGUUCUGCCAUUGUCUGUUGCUGGGACUGUAAACCAGAUUUGGUCUGUGUGUUGUUUAUUAAAAAAUUUUAAAGAAAAGUUAUUUUGACAGUUAUAUUUUCAAUUGUUUGAUACUGUUUAUGUGUGUGGCAUGUAAAUGAACAUCAUCUGCAUAUUUGAUAUACCAGACAUGUACAAGUGAGAAGGUACACAUACCUGUAUAUAUUCAAAACAGAAAUAUGGCUU
This is a messenger RNA of Saccostrea cuccullata (small rock oyster), 1421 nucleotides long. RefSeq lists its product as uncharacterized. Bases 13 to 1284 code for a protein of 423 amino acids. The record is from RefSeq and is a predicted model, not a curated record. NCBI's taxonomy places the organism in Eukaryota, Metazoa, Mollusca, Bivalvia, Ostreida, Ostreidae. The transcript has 3 exons.